CAUGGCGCCGGCCCUUGGAACGUCACUGCCGCAAGUACAUUCUUCCAGAAGCGAGUCCAACCUCACUAUACAUGUUAGAGGAAGACGAGAAAAUGCCGCACAAUAUGAGGCUGCGACCCCGAACACCGGCGAGAAAGGGAAGCCAGUACGGAGCCAAGAUUCGUACCAGAGCGGGCGCCAGCACUGGGAAAUGGAGCAGACGCGUCAUUAUAACGACUGCAGUCGUACUUCUGGUGCUGAUAGUGCGUGCAACCUACGCGUAUUUCACCCACACCGAGCCGAGUACUACCGCUGACGGCGGAAAUGACAGUUAUUACACGGGACGAACUCUCCAAUCUACGGGCAGUAACUCCACAGGUCACCAUGGAGCUGCAUGGGAGAGAUGUGACUUUGAGAAGGCCAACCAUCGCUACGUCUUUCUUAUCCCUUACAUCUUCCUCAUCCUCUCCCUCUUCAUUGGUGUGGCUAUCAUCUGUGAUGAUUUUUUUGUGCCGUCGCUGGAGGCCAUUUCAGAGAAGUUGGACCUCAGUGAAGACGUGGCAGGAGCUACGUUCAUGGCAGCUGGCUCCUCUGCUCCAGAGCUCUUCACCUCGGUGGCUGGAGUCAUUGUCCAGAGUGAUGUUGGUAUUGGCACUAUAGUCGGGUAAGAGCUGCAGAGCCUUUCUAAAAUCACCCAUGUAGAGUAUGUAAUACUACUACUAGAGCAAUUUUCUACAUUGAAAGGCAGGGCAGUUAAAUUCAAGAAGGUGUGUUAUAGUUGUAGUAUUUGUACAAAAGAGUGUGUAUAACUAUUUGUGAACCAGGGAAUAUAAUAUGUGUAUAUAGUAUGUCACACCAUAACUUUCUCUGUAAACACAUUCCCUGUGCAGGAGUGCCAUGUUCAACAUCCUCAUCAUCAUAGCUCUGAGUGCAAUGCUGUCUGGUCAGGUCUUGACCCUGGACUGGCGUCCUCUCGCACGAGACUCGCUGGUCUAUGGUCUCUCCAUUACCGUCUUCAUCGUGUUUGCCUGGGACGGAAAGUUCCAGUGGUACGAAGCACUCAUCCUCCUCUUUCUCUACAUUGGCUACAUCGUCAUCAUGAAGUUUAACUCCCACCUUCUCAGACUGCUUGCCAAGAUUGAAUGCCAAUGGUGCAGGAAUGAAUCCCGCAUCGAGCCAGCGACCAGUACAUCAUCUCUGACAGCUACCCCAGCCGCUGCCGAGGAUGGAACAGUCACCAACUAUGGAGCAGCUGAGAAUGGUGGUCCUCCGUUACAUCAUCAUCAUGACGAGCACGACAGACAUCGUUUCGUGCACUCCCACAGGGGAGAGCUGGCUGGACCUAUCGCCAACAGACGUCGAUCAAGUGUCCACCCUCACCACUCGGACACCCAUGCACACGGUCUCCCUCCCAUCUCACUACCCACCAUACAUCAGAAUCCCGCAGCAGAAGAUGAAGAGGAAGAAGAAGAAAAGACUGCUGAAAAAGAAGAAGAAAAAGAAGAAGAAAAAAAAGAAGAAGAGGAGGAGGAGGAAGAGGAAGAGGAGGAGACUCUAACUCUCAUUCCGUGCUUCCCUCCCAUCAGGACCUCCCUCCCCAGUCUCAAACAGGCCCUCGAGCAAGGGAAACUGGGGAUCGUCAAGUACAUACUGCACUGGAUCCUGUUUGUCUUGGCCUUCCCCUACCUCGUCAUCUACACGUGGACCAUCCCCAACUGCUCUAAGAACCGCAAGUGGUACGUGGUGACAGCGGCGUUCACCAUGGCAAUACUGUGGAUAGCAAUAAUCAGCUUUGGCAUGGUCACGCUGGUAGCUCGAGUCGGCUGUAUUCUCAACAUUGGGGAGUUUACUAUGGGACUUGUGGUGGUGGCAAUCGGUACCAGCAUCCCAGAUGCCAUCAGCUCUAUUCUAGUUGCUCGAGAUGGGUUUGGAGAUAUGGCUGUGUCCAAUGCCAUAGGCUCCAAUGUGUUUGACAUCAACCUCGGCCUCGGGCUACCCUUCCUCAUCAGAGCCAUAAUUGACAGGGGCCAACCAUUCCCCCUACUGGAUGACGAACUCCAGCAAAAGUACGACGAAGGGGAGCUGGUGAUUGUCCCACAUGCCAAGUUUGGAUUCCUACUGAUGUUUGCCCUCAUUGCAAUAGUGGGGACUCUCACAGCCUUCAGAUACAGACUGAACUCAUUCACUGGCCUCUGCUUUGUCCUCAUCUAUGCUCUCUUCCUCACGUACUCCUUUGUUCAAGAGACAAUCUGCAAGAGGGGACAGUUCUGCUAGCCAACACUGGUCAUAUAAUGACCAGGAAAACCAUGUUAUAUGCCAUGUCAUGUAUUUGUGUAUCCUCAUCUCUUCCUCCUAUAAUUAUAUAUAAUGUUUAGCAAUA
Messenger RNA from Geodia barretti, 2359 nucleotides. NCBI's taxonomy places the organism in Eukaryota, Metazoa, Porifera, Demospongiae, Tetractinellida, Geodiidae. The record is from the annotation of a GenBank genome assembly.